AUGUCAGCGCCUCGUCGAAACGGCCUGCCCAGCUCGUGCGAGCCGUGUCGAAAGUCGAAACUCCGAUGCGAUCAUGCUACUCCGUGCGGCAGAUGCCGGCGGAGGAAGAGGCCAGCCCAGUGCAUCUACCAUCCGGCGCCCAUGACCAAGCGUAUGUCUCCAGAAACUGCACGCGCACGACGUACUCUUCCUUCGCCGGAUACUUCCUCUGCAGGUAAUACUGGUAAUACGACCCCGCCAAAGAAUGCAGAUUCGUGCAGCGAAGGCCCUCUCCGUGCUAAGCUUAUCGCGGACUGGAGCAAGAAAACCUCAUCGUCGCCGGGCACCGGGGUGCUAGGUCCGACAAGCUACUCGGCCGUCUAUGAAGAGAGCGAAGACGUGAUUAAAUCUUCAGCUACCUCCUUUCAAGACCUCUCCCAAUCGCUAAGGAGAACCCUGACUACCGUCGACGAUGUACAGAUCCAGCUCGGCGCGGAGCUCUUGCUCUUUCUCUACGAUGAUUUGACUCUGUACGAGCGGAUGGUGUUGUCCAAAUUAAGCCAUUGCGAUGGCCACGUCUUCUCCCCUUCGAUUAUACGACUCGUGUUUGCGUCUGUACGACAUAUGCUUACUGCUGCGAUCGAAGACCAGUCCGAUCCACUGCCCGAUCUGUUCAAGUUGUCAAAACGAAUCUUCGAGAAUUGCUCCAAGCCGAUUCGGAUCGAUGCACAUAUGACACCGCAGGAUUACUUCAUCUCAAUGCCUUAUAAAUGGGAGGUUAUUGCGUUGAUAUUCUCGAUCAUCGGUGCAAGCGUGUGUAUUCUUCCAGUCUCUUAUCUCAUAUCGAUAGGCUUCAAUACCGCCAGUUUAGACCCGAAAGGUCUUGCUCAUAUAAGCAUUGCUGCAGGAGACAAGUGUAUCAAAUUUUGCGAGAAUGCUGGGAUUAUGUCCGAACCGCUUUCUUGGGCUUUGCUUUCCCACGCCGCACUACUCACCCUUGUUUAUGGAGAUCACGAUUAUCGCGCUUGGAAGGUUGUCGGUGAUUUAUGCACGCUUGUCUUCGCCCUUGGUUAUCAUCAAAAGCAAAACAGCGUGAUGCUGCCUUUCUUCUUGGUCGAGCAUAGAAAGCGGCUCUUGCUCGGAGCGUACGCAAUUGACAAGGAACUUGCGACAUUUCUCGGGCGCCCGCCGAGAAUCAGUUGGCGACAUAUUGACAUUGACCUCCCCCUGGAUAUUUCAUACGAGGAGCUCCUGGCCGAGCCCGAGAUACGAGACGCUGCAAUCGCAAGGUUAGACAAGGAUGGAUGGAGUUCAAAUGGCACGGUUUCCAAAAUCUCAUUCGCUCGUGCAAUGUUUGUGAUGGGCCGAGUCAGGGAGCUUGUUCUUGAAUUGUCUCUCAAUUCUCGGAUAGAUGACAUAGAAUCCAGGAUCGAACAGAUAUCGAAAAUUGCGAAAGAAACUCGCAAUACAUUGCCAGCACGUUUUCACAAAGGUGAAAUAAACACCAUGACUGGUCUUCAGCCAGAAAUUACUUUCAUGUCUCUCUACUUCGAUCUGGAUUGCCUGUACAACGAGUUUAUCAUGCAGAGAAUUCUCGUCAAGAGAACCGGCCGUGGAUCAAAUACCCUGAAGCGUAUUGCUCAUGGGAUGUUAGACACACUACUCGCUCUCACAGGGAGUAGGGCGCCUGAUGGAACGGAUAAUAACACCGUGGCUUGGAAUGUGUCUUUCUUCGGUCUACCUUGCGCCGGCAUCCUAGCAAUUGAACUUCUCCGCCAGUCCCAAAACGCGCAAACUGACUCUCGACUCCCUCGCUCAGAGGUCAUUCAAAACCUAAGUCGGUUCGCGGCCGACCUAGAAUACGCUGUUCCCCGGGAAGCCGGCAACUACGAAAUCUGCCAGCAAGCCCGGAAAGUAAUCCGUAGUAUUUUGGAUCACGUCCUUUCUGCUCCGCCAGUACCUCUGACGCCUGGGAGUGCAGAGGUCAGCUCUGUGCCCGUUGAGUGGUUCACGAGUAAUGAAUUUUGGCUGGACCAAGAUUCGGAGUUUAUGAGAUGGAUCAAUAAUUUUGAUUGGAAUCAGGAUCUAACUAUGGCGGAUACCAAUAGCAGCCUUUGA
Talaromyces atroroseus is the source of this 2097-nucleotide messenger RNA. RefSeq lists its product as hypothetical. Gene Ontology annotation, biological process: DNA-templated transcription; regulation of DNA-templated transcription. The record is from RefSeq and is a predicted model, not a curated record. The coding region runs from base 1 to 2097 and encodes 698 amino acids. Gene Ontology annotation, cellular component: nucleus. The transcript is spliced from 4 exons. Gene Ontology annotation, molecular function: DNA binding; DNA-binding transcription factor activity, RNA polymerase II-specific; zinc ion binding. Lineage: Eukaryota; Fungi; Ascomycota; Eurotiomycetes; Eurotiales; Trichocomaceae.